UUACAUUGUCUGGCAAGGUUCAGGUUUCUGUCCAACUUUGUCUGCUGUGUACAGAGCUACAGCUACUAUUGAAGAUAUUAAUUGGUUUCCCUUUAACUUGUAUAAUUUAAUCUGGUCGUUUUUGUCUUUUUUUUUUUUUUCUUUUAAGAACUUGGAUUGUAGAGAAUUCAUGAUGAAGAACCUUUUUCUGUCUUUCUUACUAGGCUCCAUUCUGUUUAUGAACAACUUUUCAGAAGUGCAAGGAAGAAAAUGGAAAGGUGAAGGUACAACACAAAACCUGGAAAGCAUAACCGUUGGAAGGUGUUAUGACUAUAUUAGAAUUGUGAAUCCUGCUGUUGGUGAGAAGAACUGUUCAGAGUUAUGGGAAGCCUUUAGAAAUGCUUUUAUUAACAAGGAUCCUUGCAACAUUCUACCUCAAGACUUUGAAUUAUUUUUCAAACUGUCAUUGCACGCAAUUCCCGCUGGCAAGUCUCUCUUCUGGGAAAAUAAUCAGCUGCUAGUCAACAGCUUUUCAAACAGAGCUCGUCGCUACAUGACUCUUGGUGACACUCUAUUUGGCUUCUUUGGAGAUUUUCUAAACUGGUGUGGGCAGGAAAACAGCACUGGACUGGACUAUGAAUCCUGCCCUACUGCAGCAGAAUGUGAAAACAAUGCAGUGGAUGCUUUCUGGAGGAUGGCUUCGAUGACUUACGCACAACACAGUUCUGGGGUGAUACAUGUCUUGUUGAAUGGUUCUGCAGAAGGAGGAGCUUAUCCAGUCAGAGGUUUUUUUGCAGAUUAUGAAAUACCUUAUCUCCAGAGAGACAAGAUCUCACAAAUAGUCAUCUGGGUUGUGGAUGAUAUUGAAGGACCAGAUAUAGAUUCCUGUGGAUAUAAUACUGUACAGAUAUUAGAAGACAGGCUGAAAGCCCUUGGUUAUGAUGUCGUCUGCACUGACGAUUACAAGCCUGUAAUGCUGUUACUCUGCUUGGACAAUCCUGACCAUUCCAAGUGUACCCUUUCAUCAUAGGGUGAACGAUGAGCUACGCUGUCUUGUUCAGAGGAGAUAAACCCUCACUACAGUCUGGUACUUGGACUUCAAUAUGUAGAAAUACAUUUUCUCUUCAGAAGUAACCCUAAAGAGUUUCCAUUGGAAGCAAAUACAGUUAGAGUAGAAAUUUUUAUCAAGUAACAACAACCCAAGCAGGAUGAUAGCAACGAGCUGAACAAGGUAGCUGGGUAAUGGCAACCAGUUGAGAAAAAGAGAUCUGGGACAAGGGAGUGCUGGUGUUCAAACUGUCUCACGCAGUAAGUGGGAAGGUAAGUCAGCCCACGCUCCUGGUAGAGGCAUGGCUCUGUCAGAAGGCAUGGCAGAGAUGUCUGGGUGCUGAGACUCCUUGUUGCAGAAGCUUUGUUCACAGUAGUGGGUGCAGGGCUGGAUGGCAUGCUGCUCUUCACAGCUGUCACUUUGCACUCUCUGUUCUACUUACCUCAGCCCAUUUCUCAUUUUCACUGUUCAUCUCAGCCUUCUCUAAAUGUUAUGACAGCAGUUACCCUGUGAAACCAGGAAGCUAUGAAAAGAACAGUCAUUGCUAUUUCAACAAAAGGAAAGGAAUAAUUUCUUCAAUUAUUUUAAAAGCUUUGCUCUUUUCAGUUCAAAUUCCCUUAUUCUGAAGUUCUGCUGGGCACUGACAGCUAGCAAUUACAGGUGUCCACAGUUAUUAGUGGCACUGUGCCUAGUGUACUAUCCUCAAAAUCCAGAGCAUUAUGCUAUAACGAUUCUUCAUGAUUUCUAACCUGAUUUUGUAGCCUUUGGAGCAGCCUAUUUCCUACCAUCCGGAGAACUUCAGUGCUAAUAUAACUAAGUUUAAUCCCAUUAAAGGCAGUGAUGUUAUUUCUAACAGAGCACUCUCACGUGAGAAACAGAAUAUCAUGAGGAACAGCCAGGAUACAAUCAAAUUCUAUCAAACUUUUUAUUCACUGAAGAAACUGAAGAAAAAAAAAAAACAUUUUCUAGAGGUGAGUUUUAACCCAGGGCACUGAAAAGAUGCACAACAUAUUUUUUUCUUAUUCAUACUUGCAGGUUAGUGUUAUUUGGUCCUACCCUGCUGCCAGAUAUUUCUUUCAUGAAGGAUUCGUGUCCUCAGCCGUAUUUUGGUGUCAGGACUGUCUGUGCUUGAAGUAAGAUGCUAAAUAGUAAGUGUAACUCUUGAAUGGGUUGCUGGGGAUGGCUGGGGGUUGUUUGUGCUCUGCUGGGUCAAAAAUGUGAUCCAUCAGGGAGCAGUGGAAACCAGCUGCUUUUUUCUUAUGAUAUGCUUAGCAGUACUAAUGCAGGCUAGUAAAUUAUGCAUCAUAUAGUUGCAUUCUUACAGAAGCCUCCUGCUGCUACAUGGUAUCAAAGCAGAGACUGGCACACGCUUAAAGCAUGUCUGUCUUCUAAUCUUUUAUGCCCACUUUCUGAUCCUCCCAGGGAUUCAGUGUAAACUGGCAGAAAAACAGACACACCUUGCCUAGAACAAUAUUAAUUUAGCUUUGUCUUGGAAAUUGACAUAGCUCCAAGGGGUCUAAAUCCUGAAGUUUUAUCAGACAUGGCACUACUUAAAAUUGUCAACUUCUCGAUAGAAGGCACAUGUGGCCACUGGCACACCAGCCUGAGAAGCAUGCAGAUCCAUGAGCACUUCACCACAGUGACAGUUAUUGCAUUACUUAUGCCUACCCUCUUGUGCCAGAACAUUUGCAAGAAGUGAGUUCAUUCUCACAUUCACAUUGAGAAAGAAAGAACCAUUUCCUGAAGCGCUGGCCUUCCUGCCACCCCCUCAUCUCUGCUUGGUGCUAUUACUCAGGCUGAUCAGGCAGCAGAGGCUUGCUGAAAGGAGGCUUGGCAUUUACUUAUCUGCUCUAUUCCUUACACAGCUUGAGGAGUUACAAACCAGCAGCAAAAUCAGCUUUCAGAGCAAUUCAGCCUGUACUCACCUCAUUUAUUUAUUCUUAACAAUUUGAAACCAAAUCAGAAAAGAAAGAAAAGUUUUCUCAUAACAGGUUAUUGAUAAACAACUCUCUUAAAAAGUUUUAAACUUUAACUAUUCCAGUUGUGCCACUCAAAAAGAAACUGACUUCAGAAUUCCUGAAGGUAGGCGUCUUCAAUACCUAGAACAAGCGGAGAAUGCAGUUUCACUGUGUAAAUUGUUUUGGAUAACAACUUCUGUUUUUCCAAUGUGACAUUUCCUUAGUUAAUAAAACUGAACUGCAGCAAGUUGAAAACACAUGCAAGAAACAUUUUGGGGAAAACUCGUUAAAUCACAGAAUGGCCUGGGUUGGAAGGGACUUCAAGGAUCAUGAAGCUCCCACCCCCCUGCCCCAGACAGGGCUGCUAACCUCCACAUUUCAUACUAGACCAGGCUGCCCAGGGCCCCAUCCAAUCUGGUCCUGAACACCUCCACGGACGGGGCAUCCACAACCUCUCUGGGCAGCCUGUUCCAGCACCUCACCACUCUCACAGUAAAGAACUUCCUCCUGACAUCCAAACUAAAUCUUCCCUCCCUCAACUUAAAACCAUUUCCCCUUGUCUUGCUGUUAUCUACCCCGUCAAAGAGUUGACUCCCUUCCUGUUUAUAGGCUCCCUUUAGGUAUUGAAAGGCUGCAAUGAGGUCACCCCACAGCCUUCUUUUCUGCAGGCUAAACAAGCCCAGCUCCCUCAGCCUAUUUUCACAGGGGAGGUGCUUCGGUCCCCUGAUCAUCUUCGUGGCCCUCCUCUGGACCCUCUCCAACAGCUCCCUGUCUUUCUUGUCUUGGGGCUCCAGACCUGGACACAUUAUUCCAGAUGGGGCCUCACAAGAGCCGAGUACAGGGGGACAAUCACCUCCCUGUCCCUGCUGGCCACCCCUCUUUUGAUGGAGCCCAGGAUACCAUUUGCUUUCCAAGCUGCAAGGGCACAUUGCUGGCUCAUGUUAAGUUUUUCAUCCACCAGGACCCCCAGGUCGUUCACAGGGCUGCACUCAAGGACCGUUCCUUCCAAUCUGUAUGGAUGCCUGGGAUUCCUCUGGCCCAAGCUCAGAACAUUGCACUUUGCUGUGUUGAACCUCAACAGUUUCACCCAAGCCCACCUUUCCAGUUUGUUGAGGUCCCUCUGAAUGGCAUCCCUUCCUUCCACUGUGUCAACCACACCACUCAGUCAGUUCUCCUUUUACAUUUACCAAAGGAGGUACACUUGCUUUGGCCUAUCUCUUCUGGCCAAUGUAUCUGUAGAAUGUCUUCAUACUGUUUUUCACAUUCCUUGCCAAGUUCAGUUCUGCCUGCGCCUUGGCUUUCCUGAUCCCAUGUCUGCCAAGUCCAGACUACAUCCUUGUAUUCUUCCCAUGUGAUAUGCCCUUGUUUCUGCAGCUUGUAUAUAGCUUUCUUUGCCUCUCAGUUUG
Messenger RNA from Tympanuchus pallidicinctus (lesser prairie-chicken), 4391 nucleotides. RefSeq names its product bone marrow stromal cell antigen 1 (gene BST1). The record is from RefSeq and is a predicted model, not a curated record. NCBI's taxonomy places the organism in Eukaryota, Metazoa, Chordata, Aves, Galliformes, Phasianidae. The transcript is spliced from 9 exons. Gene Ontology annotation, biological process: positive regulation of B cell proliferation. Gene Ontology annotation, cellular component: plasma membrane. Bases 170 to 1009 code for a protein of 279 amino acids. Gene Ontology annotation, molecular function: NAD+ nucleosidase activity; phosphorus-oxygen lyase activity.